Molecule: messenger RNA, 960 nt
Organism: Fraxinus pennsylvanica
Lineage: Eukaryota; Viridiplantae; Streptophyta; Magnoliopsida; Lamiales; Oleaceae
Source: the annotation of a GenBank genome assembly
AUGAUCGCAUGCUAUGCAAGGAAUGGAUUAGAGGAGAAUGCACUGGAACUUUUUGUCCUUGCAUUGAUGGAGGAUAUCAGACCAACGGAAUUCACACUCAGCUGUGUUCUUGGAUCUGCUGCUGUCUUCCUUCCUUGGGAGCAGGGGAGUCAGGUCCAUUCUUUGGUGGUCAAAUCAGGGUUUGAAUCGGACUAUGUUGUUGCCAGUUCACUUGUUGAAAUGUAUAGUAAGUAUGGGUUAAUCGACUCUGCCUUGAAUAUCUUUUCUAAUAUGAGUACAAAAGAUUUGAUAUCUUGGAAUACUAUGAUAAUGGGAUUGGCUUACAAUGGCAAAGAAGUCGAAUCCCUUCGCAUUUUUGAGAAACUACUUGAAAGUGGUUUACAUCCCGAUCAUAUAACACUUUCUGGUGUUCUUUUAGCCUGCAAUUACGGGGGCCUUCCUGAGGAAGGGAUGACCAUUUUUUCUUCGAUGGAAAAGGAAUAUGGAAUUAUUCCAAGAAAUGAGCAUUAUGCUUAUGUUGUAGACACGAUCAUCAGGGCAGGUAACAUCGAAGAUGCAAUUUCAAUAUUAGAAACAAUGCCACAUAAACCCAGUGCUGCUCUUUUUUCGGAAUCCGUACUUCGAACUUGUGGACAUCUUGAAAACCUGGAACUAAUUGAAAGAGUCACGAAGAGGAUGAUGGAUUUGGAACCACAAUCAUCUCUUCCUUACUUGGUGUUGGCCCACGCAUAUGAACAAAGGGGUAAAUGGGAGAGCCUUGUACGAGUUAGGAAUGUGAUGGAGAAGAUGCCAACGAAGAAAAUAGUUGGCUGCAGUUGGAUUGGAUUAAAAGACCAUGUCUGUGCUUUUGAAUCAAACCAAAUGAUUCAGCAUGGUGGAAAGGAUGUUUAUUUAAUUUUGAGAUUAUUGAUGCAAGAAGUGCAGGAUGAAAACUAUCCUUUGCAGAUUAUUGACAUAUGA